This is a messenger RNA of Sporisorium graminicola, 966 nucleotides long. RefSeq lists its product as uncharacterized. Gene Ontology annotation, cellular component: plasma membrane; endoplasmic reticulum. NCBI's taxonomy places the organism in Eukaryota, Fungi, Basidiomycota, Ustilaginomycetes, Ustilaginales, Ustilaginaceae. Bases 1 to 966 code for a protein of 321 amino acids. The record is from RefSeq and is a predicted model, not a curated record. The transcript is spliced from 3 exons.
AUGAACACAGGUAUCCUGCCACGGGCUGGCAAUCGAGUUCUCGACGUCAACCCCCCUAACGCCGACAUCCAUCUGGGGCGAUGGGGAAGUGAUUGGGGCUGGACCAUGUUCUGCCUCAUGGCCGCUUCAACGCUGGUCCUCCUAAUCUGGUCAUUCGUCGUGCCACAAAACAGAAGGGGUCUCCACUAUCUGCUCACCGCCGUCGUCGCCAUCUCGACCAUUUCGUGGUAUUCUCAGGCCAGCAAUCUCGGCGCUGCACCUAUCACGGUGCAAUUUCUCCGCGACAGCCCGCACGGCGGCGGCUACGCAGGCUAUCCGACGCGUCAGAUCUGGUAUAGUCGCUAUGUCGACUGGACGCUCACCACGACGCUCUUGCUGCUCAGCUUGCUCCUCGUGUUCGCAUGUGCUGCAUUCUUUUACGUCUUGUACCACAUCUUUUCUUCGGGUCUGCGCUCAUCUCGGCGACUCGGGCAUGGGUUCGGACGUGCCUUCCUGGCGGCUUCAACGCUGUUGGCCUUCAUCUGGCCCAUGUACGCCAUCUGUUGGGCCUUGAGUGAAGGCGGGAACGUCAUCGGUAUCAGCGAGGAGUUCCUCUGGUACGGUCUCUUGGACCUCUUAUGCAAGCCCAUCUUUGCUUUUUUGCUUCUCUUCAUGCUGAGGACGUGCGACUAUGGUGCCCUUCGAUCGUUGACCGAAACCGAGAUCGAGAACGACGAGCAGCGACGCGGCAACGUGGACAAGGACCACGAGGGCAUCGGUUCUUCGUCCGUCCAAAACAUAACUGCAGCGAGAUCAGCUCCUCAUUCCGGUCCAAACCCUCCUCCUCCUCCUCCUCCUCCUCCUCCUCCUCCUCCUCCUCCUCCUCCUCCUCCUCCUCCUCCUCCUCCUCCUCCUCCUCCUCCUCGUCGCACUCCUCCGCCCCAUGACGCUCCUCCGGCCAUGAUGACGUCCUCUUCUCCGGCCUGA